Molecule: messenger RNA, 1269 nt
Organism: Fusarium pseudograminearum CS3096
Lineage: Eukaryota; Fungi; Ascomycota; Sordariomycetes; Hypocreales; Nectriaceae
Exons: 1
Coding region: 1-1269 (422 amino acids)
Source: RefSeq, a predicted model, not a curated record
AUGUCUGCAUCAAACAACCAACAGAAGCGCAAGCGCAAUGCGGACGAUGAGACUAUGGAAGAGCUCAAUCGCUACAAGAACAAGCCACUCUCCCCCAACUCCAAGAGUGUUUAUUCAAAGCUUGUUUAUCGGGCACACCAGUACAGUGACGCUGGUUACGAUGAGGAACUGCGAGCCUUCACAAAGUUCUUCGUUGCAAAGCAGGACCAAAACAUCGAGGCCAACAAGACUUGUCAGGAGCUCAAUGACAAGGUGGCCGAGCUCAAUGGCACGGUGGCCGAUCUCAAUGGCACGGUGGCCGAGCUCAAUGGCACGGUGGCCAAGCUUGAAUCUGAUGGCAAAGAGAUGAAAGCCAGCCUCGACUCCGCCCUCGAGUCUAACCAGGAGGUCACAGAGGAGCUAAACGAAGCCAACCUUCGGGUCUCUGAAUAUGAAUUCAUGUUUAAAUACGGAGACUGGCUCAAGGGGGUCAUCGAUCAAAUCAAGGCCAAGGAACUCGACAUUCAGGCUAAGCAAACAAAUGAAAUUUGCAACAAAACCUUGAACGAUUUCAAAGGUCAACUCAAAGCCCUCAAAGCCGGUGGUGUUGUGCCAACUGCCGAGCAGCUAGAGGAACAUAAGGCCCAGAAAGAUGCAGCACAUAAGGUCGCAAAAAAAAUCGCUAAAUGGUCAUGCCUCAAGCCAACAGCCACAGAAGCCCUUAUGAUGAUCAACGGCGAAAUCGAUGCAGUCAAACAGUGGCUCCAGGACGGCGGGAAUGAAACAUCAGCCCCUGGCACGCCAUAUCUGGACCGCAUCGCUCAAGCAAGUGAGAAAGUCGGUACCACUCGGACAAUGAUUCUUCUUUGGGCAGAGCAGUACAGCAAACGCAACGAGAUCGCUCACCACCCCCCACCAGGAAUUUGCCAAUUCUGGAAGAAAGUCACAAAGGAUGGAGAAGAAGUCUACGCUGAAGUGCCAAACAAAGAGUUGAAUUACACCUGCAUCAACUGGAAGGAUAUGAGAGACAGCAUGGUGUCAGAGAAGUCCAAAAUCCAGGACUAUUUCACUGAGGGCAAAAUUUCUCAAGAUGUCCGAGACUGCUUUGUUUCUUUAGUCGACCAGUACUGGCAAUACUUCUGCAUCGGAGAAUCCGCAGACGGCAACUUGAUCCUCACACAAGACGCCAAAGACGCCGCAAAGAAAUCAACUCCUGAGUACAAUCCAUCUGUUCCACCCAAGGACUUCUUGAAAGAAUACAAGGAGGGCAAGUGGGAUGACAUCCAGUGA